Molecule: messenger RNA, 1569 nt
Organism: Helobdella robusta
Lineage: Eukaryota; Metazoa; Annelida; Clitellata; Rhynchobdellida; Glossiphoniidae
Exons: 11
Coding region: 1-1569 (522 amino acids)
Biological process (GO): sphingosine biosynthetic process; ceramide biosynthetic process
Cellular component (GO): serine palmitoyltransferase complex
Molecular function (GO): serine C-palmitoyltransferase activity; pyridoxal phosphate binding
Source: RefSeq, a predicted model, not a curated record
AUGAUCAUUUUCAUUUUUUCAUUUCAGAAUUUAAAUAAAAAAUAUAUCCAUGGCGAAUCAAAAGAAGAUGUUGAAAGUUUGGAAUCAUUUGAGGAAACGCCACUCAUUAUAGCCAUUUUAACGUAUUUGGGCUAUGGUAUUUUAAUAGUAUUUGGUCAUAUAGGGGAUUUUUUAAGAAAAUGGAAUGUCUUUUACAAUCCAUUGGUCACUGAGAAAGUUGAAAGUGGUUUUGUGCCUCUCUACCAAAGUUUUGAAAGUUUCUACACUAGGAACUUGUACAGAAGAAUUAGAGAUUGUUGGAACCGUCCGAUUUCAUCGGUUCCUGGGGCGACGUUCGAGAUCAUCGAUCGAAAAACAAGUGAUCGAGGCUGGACUUUUCAUUUCACAGGCACAACAACGAAAGCAUUGAACAUGGGUUCCUACAAUUAUCUUGGAUUUGCUGAAAACAAGGGAAGAUGUGCUGAUGAGAGCCAACAGGCUACAGAACUAUAUGGACCUAGUACAUGCUCCACUAGACAUGAACUUGGAAAUCUCUCUCUGCACAAAGAACUAGAGAGUCUGGUGGCAGAGUUUAUUGGGGUGGAAUCGGCAAUAGCAUUUGGCAUGGGUUUUGCUACAAACUCCAUGAAUAUUCCUACCCUGGUUGGAAAGGGUUGCUUGAUACUGAGUGACGAACUUAAUCAUUCCUCACUAAUUCUUGGGGCCAGAUUGUCAGGAGCUGUCAUCAAAACUUUUAAGCACAACAACAUGGAAGACCUGGAAGAGAAGUUGAAAAACUAUAUAAUUGAUGGCCAGCCUCACACUCACAGACCAUGGAAGAAAAUCUUGAUCAUCGUUGAAGGAGUUUACAGCAUGGAGGGAUCAAUUGUAAAGUUGCCAGAGGUAAUCAGAUUGAAGAAGAAGUACAAAGCCUACUUGUACCUUGAUGAGGCGCAUAGCAUUGGAGCCCUGGGACCAAGGGGCAGGGGUGUGGUGGAUUACUGGGGGUGUGACCCAAAAAAUGUUGACAUCAUGAUGGGUACUUUUACCAAAAGUUUUGGAUCAGCUGGGGGAUACAUUGGUGGUUCGAAGAAGCUGAUAGACUUCAUAAGGUUGAAGUCCCACAGUGCCUGUUAUGCAUCGAGCAUGUCGCCGCCUGUGGCACAGCAAAUCAUCUCCUCAAUGAAGGUCAUCAUGGGCGUAAACGAUCCAGCUGAAGGCAAAAAGAGGCUAGGACAGCUGGCAUGGAACAGCAGAUACUUCAGAAGACGUCUGCAAGAGAUGGGAUUCAUUAUAUAUGGCAACAUCGACUCACCAGUCGUUCCGCUUCUACUUUUCUGUCCUGCCAAGAUCGCCGCUUUCAGUCGUGAGUGUUUGAAAAGAGGUCUGGCAACGGUUGUUGUUGGCUUCCCAGCUACGCCCAUCAUCGAAUCCAGAGCACGAUUCUGCCUCUCUGGAGCCCACACUAAAGAAAUGAUUGACACUGCUCUGGAGAUCAUUGACGACGUUGGCAGCUUGCUAUCUUUGAAAUAUUCUAGAAUAGAGGGCGUCACAUUUUCUGAAGAUGAUAAAGACUUCAGGGCCAGGUAG